CGUCAGGACACCUUGCGCAUUCCCUCGCCGACCGUCUCACGUUGUCCUUUCUUCUCUCCGGCAGCAGUCCUGCGUCGCUUCUCCAUUCCUUUCUAUCUCGAAGCAAACGCACUGAUUCAAUUCCACCAUGAUCCUGCAACCGAGUUCCGCGCUUCUUCUCGUCGCGUCGCUUCUGGCGGCGCUCCCAGCCAACGCCGAUGGACUGUACACCAAGAAGUCUCCGGUGCUGCAAGUCAACAACAAGAACUAUGACCAGCUGAUUGCCAACUCGAACUACACAUCGAUCCUAGAAUUCUACGCCCCCUGGUGUGGUCACUGCCAGAACUUGAAACCCGCUUAUGAGAAGGCAGCGAAAAACCUGGACGGAUUGGCCAAGGUCGCCGCCAUAAACUGUGACGAGGAUGACAACAAGCCUUUGUGCGGCCGCAUGGGUGUGCAGGGCUUCCCAACGCUCAAGGUUGUGGUCCCGGGGAAGAAACCUGGCAAGCCCAGAGUGGAGGAUUACCAGGGUGCGCGAAGUGCCAAAGCCAUUGUCAAUGCGGUGGUGGAGAAGAUCCCGAACCAUGUGAAGAAGGUGACGGACAAAGACCUGGAGUCGUGGUUGUCCAAGGACAAGGAGGCUCCGAAGGCUAUCCUGUUCACUGAAAAGGGGACAACAAGCCCUUUGAUCCGCUCUGUCGCUAUUGAAUUCCUUGGAUCCGUCGAUGUGGCCCAGGUCCGCAAUAAUCAGGCUGAAGCGGUAGAGAAAUUUGGCAUUGAAAAUUUCCCUGCCGUCGUCCUUGUCCCUGGAAGCGAAAAGAACCCCAUUGUUUACGACGGCGAACUGAAGAAGGGUCCACUGGUUGAAUUUCUCAGCCAAGUCGCGACUCCUAACCCGGACCCAGCUCCCAAGGCUGGUAAAUCAUCCAAGUCUUCCAAGUCCAAGACUCAGGCCGAAAAGACCAAGCCCACCGAGGCUUCGGAGCCGGAGGCUGUUCCUGAUGAGGCUCAGGAGUCCCAGCCCGCGAAGGCCUCGCCUCAGGCACCUGCCAUCGAUGAGCUUGCCACCGUCGAUGCAUUGGAGUCUGCUUGCUUGUUGCCUAAGUCAGGUACUUGUGUUCUGGCACUUCUCCCCGAGUUCGAUGCCGAGCUUCCCGAGUCUACCAAGAAGGCUCUGACUAGCCUGUCUGAAAUCGCGCACAGGCAUGUGCAGCGGAAAAGCAAACUCUUCCCAUUCUACAGCGUCCCGGCCAGCAACGAGGGCGCUAAAUCUUUGCGUACUGGGCUUGAGUUGUCUCAGGAUGGCAAGUCGGUUGAGGUCAUUGUCAUCAACGGGCGUAGAGGCUGGUGGAGACAGUACGACCCCUCGGAGAGUGCGGACUACGAGCUGGCACGCGUAGAGGCCUGGAUUGACGCCAUCAAACUGGGUGAGGGAUCCAAGAGCAAGUUGCCCGAAGGUAUUGUUAAGAGCGAGGAUGAAAAGGCCGAGGAACACGAUGAACUGUAGGUUGUGCCCGGGACUCACAUUGCUUUUGUAUAUCAGCCAAGGCGAUUAGCCGGAGUUAUUUGUUAGUUUAUAUCAUUGCAUCAGGGUGUACCUCGCAUCAGUCAGUAUUAUAAGCGAAGUGAAGGGGAGAUUUACCUGAC
Molecule: messenger RNA, 1626 nt
Organism: Aspergillus steynii IBT 23096
Lineage: Eukaryota; Fungi; Ascomycota; Eurotiomycetes; Eurotiales; Aspergillaceae
Product: putative disulfide isomerase
Exons: 3
Coding region: 128-1486 (452 amino acids)
Biological process (GO): response to endoplasmic reticulum stress
Cellular component (GO): endoplasmic reticulum lumen
Molecular function (GO): protein disulfide isomerase activity; protein-disulfide reductase activity
Source: RefSeq, a predicted model, not a curated record